ACUGGAUUUGACCUCAAGUGGAGGACGAUUCAAAGGCAGUAUGCCAAUUCUGGAUACCCUCCCCUGUAUCAGAACUGUGGCAUAAAAACAUACGGCUUCUUCCAAAACACGCGACAAUACAACUUGAAACUCAAAUACAUUAUAAAUUAAUCACCGUGGCAUAACAAAAGAACCAGGAAACGCUGACAAACAACAGGUGCUGCAUAGCUUUCGGAGAUCGGCGCUGACUCCGGUAGUUUGACCGGGAGGUGAAAGUCUCUCCGCCGUGAAGCUCAGGCGCAGCGCCGGUCUGAACUAUCAAAGGAGGAGAACCGGGAGGUUUAGCAGACCGACGUCAUCGGGAUUCUGAAAACCGGAAGCCAAAAGUUUUUUUUUCUUCACGCGCAAAGUGAUAGUAGAGGAGAAGCGUGAAGAGGGGCGCGAGAAAGGACGUGAAGUAACGGCGGCAGAGUUUUCACGGCUACAGCGAAGGGCAACUGGGAUAGAGACACAUACACGCACGCGACCGCUCCUGGUCAGCGGGCCACCGACGACGCACACAUUAGCCAUGUGGGAUCAGAACGAGUUCGAGAAACACUGGCGGAAUGAGUUCCCCGACAGCGACGUGCCGAAGAUGGACCUUAACUCUGUAGAGGACGUCGAGGAGGAGCUGGAGAGAUGCAAAGCGAGGCUGAAGGUGCUCCAGCGUGAGCAGUCCAUGGAAAAGUUCAAGGUGAUAUACCUCCAGACCACGGUGGCCCGGCACAGAGGCGAGGAGCAGCGGGACGGCGGCGAAAAGUUGAAGAGACAGAUGGAUGUGAAAGCGGAGGGGACGGAAAAAGGAGUGGUUUUGGGGGGACACCCCGAGGAGCCCGCCCGGAGGAGGCACGGCAACGACGGCACAGAUUCCGGGCAUGUCGUGGGGUCCGCUAGGAGUCCCCGGACAGGGAGACGUCUCCCCACGCUUCCGCGGAAGCACCCGUAUCUCUACAUACAGAAAGUGGCGGCGCCCGGCCGCACGCAGCCCGACAAAGCCGAGUCGGAGCAGGACACCAGCGACCACGAGUACGAGGACGUGGAGCUCAACGAGAACUUCGUGCGGGGAAACCUGGUGACCCCCAGGGCCGAGUACCACCGGGACAUAGUCCGGACCAUCCGUCUUAGCAAGGAUUUCGACUCCAGCGACGACGGUAGGCUGUCACCGGCCAGUAUUCCGGUGGCGUGCGGCUUGUCCAGGGGCUCCGGCCGCAGUACCCCUGAGAGACGGAGCGACGGCUACCUGAGCUCCGACCAUGAGGACUCCUCAUCCGCCGACUUCAACUACAACACAGACGGCUAUGAUGGCGAUGCCACAGAGGACCGCAAGUCCCAGGACGGCUCAGAGACCAUGCCCUUUAUCGACGAGUCACCCACCAUGUCCCCCCAACUCUGUGCCCGUGGCCCUGAUGGCGAAGCCGUGUCCCCCACACCCCCUGAGGGCCUUUUGCCUGAGGCUGACAUCGAGAAGGGGCUGGAGAUGAAGAAGUUGGUGCUUUCAGGGUUCCUGGCCAGUGAGGAGAUCUACAUCAACCAGCUGGAGGCCCUGCUCCUGCCCAUGCGACCUCUCAAGGCCGCCGCCACCACAUCCCAGCCGGUCCUGACCAACCAGCAGAUCGAGACCAUCUUCUACAAGAUCCAAGACAUCUUUGAGAUCCACAAGCAGUUCUAUGACGCCCUGUACCCCCACAUUCAACACUGGGAUGAUAAGGUGACCGUGGGCCACCUAUUUCAGAAACUGGCCAGUCAGCUUGGUGUGUACAAAGCCUUCGUGGAUAACUACAAAGUGGCUGUGGAGACUGCAGAGAAGUGCAGCCAGGCCAACAUGCAGUUCCAGAAGAUCUCAGAGAACCUUAAAGUGAAAGGGCCCAAGGACUCGAAGGACAGCACCUCCUCCGUCACCAUGGAAGCUUUGUUGUACAAGCCCAUCGACCGCGUCACCCGGAGCACCCUGGUUCUGCAUGACCUGUUGAAGCACACGCCCAAGGACCACCCCGACUUCGCCCUGCUGCAAGAUGCACUGCGCAUCUCCCAGAAUUUCCUGUCCAGCAUCAAUGAGGAGAUCGACCCGCGCAGGACCGCGGUCACCACGCCGAAAGGGGAGGCUCGUCAGCUCGUGAAGGAUGGCUUCCUGGUGGAGGUGUCCGAGGGCUCCAGGAAGCUACGUCAUGUCUUCCUGUUCACGGACCUGCUCCUCUGCGCCAAGAUGAAGAAGACUGCUGUGGGGAAACACCAACAAUAUGACUGCAAGUGGUACAUUCCGCUGGCCGACCUGACCUUCCAGACGCUGGACGACUCAGACUCAUGUCCUCCUGUGCAGACGCUACCAGAGCAUGAGAUCGAGGAGAUGAAGAUGAAGAUCUCCUCCAUCAAGAGUGAAAUUCAGAAGGAGAAGUGCACCAACCCGAGCGACUGA
This is a messenger RNA of Paramormyrops kingsleyae, 2431 nucleotides long. NCBI's taxonomy places the organism in Eukaryota, Metazoa, Chordata, Actinopteri, Osteoglossiformes, Mormyridae. The record is from RefSeq and is a predicted model, not a curated record.